AUGGCAGCGCGGGUGAUGAUGCGCCGGGCGGUGCAGCGGCGACAGCUGCUUCGCGUUCGGCAGCAGAGGCGGCAGUUAUUAGCCGCUGUAACAUCCAGCAACAUGCCACUCUCCCCUUUGGAGGGUCCCACCCGGUUUCAGUUUGCCCAUUGGGAGCCGUCCAGUUCUUUGGAAGUCGAGUUUCGCCGCCAGGGCGUACAGAAUGCCGCACAAAAGGCCACCAUUGUGCUCACCGCCUGCAAGGAUAUCAAGGAAGAACAUCUUGUUGAGCGCGCUGACAACAUUUUCGAGCUCCUCUCAAACGCACCCUUGUAUCUGUCCACCCAGCGAGUUGACGACAUGAUGACAAACAACCCCCAGGCUCUUUUGCCUGACUUUGACGUUGCUCAAGCAAGACGCUUUCUUCGCCUGGCUGGUCAAGCCGUCAGCGUUGCCGACCUCUCGACCCUUCUGGAUCGAUUUCCGUCGGCUCUUCAUACGCACGAGUCUUUUGAGCAGUGCCUCAACCUCUUACAGGAAUAUGGCCUCUCUGAAUUGGAAGCUUUCCGGGCCGUCAUCAUGGGCCCCCGCAAGCUGGCGUUUGCCCAGCGCAUCCGUCAUGGUUCAACUAUGCUCAGAUAUCGACUACAAACUUUACGCCAAUUCAUGGGCCCACAACAACUUGUAGAUCUUCUUACUCUCAGCCCCGAGGUUCUCCGGUACCCCGUGGGCUACACAUACAUCCGGUUAUUUUGCUUCCACCUUGCCAAUCGCCCGCUCUCGGCAAGUGAGACUGGCCACCUGCUGGCAUACAAUUCACCCUCGUGGGAAGCCCUGGGUGAGGACGUCAUCGAAGAGCUUCAGCAAGUCAUGCAACCGCUGAGCAUGCACCAUGAGACGCGCGAUACUCCCGACCUCUUGGAGGUGGAGCUGCUCAUUUCACACGCACUGGCCAACCGCAUCUGCGACCGCGUCAAGCAGCUGCCGAGUGAUCUUGUGCACGGCUUUGCCAAAAAGGAAGCCAACCAAGCGGCAGCAGAUGCCGCUGCUCAGGCCCUGGUACAUGCCAAUGCUGCCGCUGCCUCGCAGUCGGAUUACGACCUGGCAGAAGACGACUUUUUCUUUGUUGACGAAGUAUUUGACGACGAUGAGGAUGAGGACGAGGACGGGCAUGAGGCUGUUGAUGAAAAUGAAAAGCCUGGCUCGGCUGGUGGCAGCCCCGACAACCACUCGCACUUGGUUUCCUAUCAAGUCGGAACGGAGACCGCAGACACUAGCGAUUCGGCCAGGUUCAAGAACGAUGACUUCUGGGACUUUGAGGAAGAGAGCGUAUGA
Molecule: messenger RNA, 1314 nt
Organism: Monosiga brevicollis MX1
Lineage: Eukaryota; Choanoflagellata; Craspedida; Salpingoecidae
Exons: 10
Coding region: 1-1314 (437 amino acids)
Source: RefSeq, a predicted model, not a curated record